This is a messenger RNA of Nicotiana tabacum (common tobacco), 1061 nucleotides long. Lineage: Eukaryota; Viridiplantae; Streptophyta; Magnoliopsida; Solanales; Solanaceae. The record is from RefSeq and is a predicted model, not a curated record.
UCUGCUAAUAUCUCCCAAAAGCAACGAAUAUUCAAUUAUUAUUUUUUACAAAUUCAAAGAGAACUCCAUUCUCUUUCAUACCACCAAGUUCAAAGUUUAAAUUGCAGGUUAGUCAUCCUUUUUGUUCAUCUAUGUAGGUCAUGAUUUCGAGUUGUUGAAGCAGCCACUAAUAUUUACAUUAUGGCUUCUGUGCUUUAUCACGAGGUUUUCUUCCGAUCCCGAGGGGAGUUGAUCCAGUGUGAGGCCAAAAUCCGAGGACUCACUGAGGAGAAAGAUGCAUUCAAGCUUCUUAGUGAGCAGAGAGAAUGGGAAGCAAAAGGACUUCGGGCUGAGCUAGAAGCAACUCAGAAAGAACAAACUAAUAUGGCCGAGCAGGUUCAGCGAAAGCUCGAUGUGAUCGGGCAACUUCAUGAGGAAGUGGACGCAGUGAAAGCGGAGGCCGAGGCGUGUAAGAAGAACAUGGACCGCCUUGCCUCAGAAAAGGAGGCUGCCCGAGCUCAACUGGCCUCGGUUGAGACCCAACUCCGAAGCUUGAAAGAGAAGGCCAUGGUGCAAACUAAGAAAAUUGAGGAGUUCUAGUCUCGGUUGGGUUCAGCAACUUCCGAUCGAGAGAGGCUGGCCACAGAACUUGCAGCGGUCAAAUCGGAGGUCAAAAUGGCCAAGGCUAAUGUUGAUGCAAUGGUGGCCGUCUACCGAUCCGAUGCUGAAGCUGCUCAGGUUCGAGCAAAGGAGGUUGCCGAAGCUGCUCAAGCUCGAGCAAAAUGGGUUGCCGAGCAUGCUAAAUGCCAGUCUCGAAGGGAGACUCUCGAGGAGAUCCAUGCUCGUGACUUCGAUCUUACAGACGAGAUCGAGAAUGCUAAGGAGUUUGAAGCUGAAGGCACGGUGUUGGCCUUUCCUGAUGAUGAUGAUUCUGGGAGUAUGAGCGGAUCUGAAAGCGGAGAAGGCCUCGAGAGCGAAUAUGCUUCUCCCGGAGAAGACUAAGUCCUUUAGGAUUGGUAUUUUUUGUGUUUAUUUUAAGACCGUUUCGGUCUUUUGUAGAGAAAUUUGAUUUGGCCAUGCUG